CCUUUGGACGCAUCCUCUGCAAAUUACCCAGCAACCCUCUGAGGUGAGGCCGACAGCAUCCCCGCAUAGCUCGCGAUACACUUUUUCCCACCGCCUGAAUCGCGGCGUCACAUUUCCCAACUGCGUCGCACAGUUGUAAAAAAAAAGUGAGUUUGGGGGUUGUUUUUGGAUGGAUUACGCGAAUUCAUAGUGUAAUUUGUGGAAUAAAUACUGUGGAAUUGGCAAAGGUCACGAGGACAGCAGAUUUUCCGCCACACACAAGGAAUUGUCGAAAAUUCAUUUGCAGAUAGAGCGAGAAGCCAGGGCAUUAAGUGAUUUUCCUCAGACGAUAAACAAUGAACUGAGCUUGUAGCUUGAAAAGCUGAGAAAGUCUCUGGCCGGGAAAAGCACCGAUUCUGAGGGGGUGGGAAAAUGGGGAGAAUGUCGGUCACACAUGGUGCUUUGUAGAACAAAGCGGUGCUCAGGAGCGUCGCCAUGAGGCGACGACGAGUGACGCUGCUUCUGCUUGAGUUGAUCCUGGCGGUGGCCUUGGCCGCGGCCCGCGGCCCCCCGCCGCCCAUCCUGCGGCCGCGCGAGGGCGACCCCUUCGACAGCCUGCCGAAGAGCUUCUGGCAGGAGUUCUCGUCGCCCUUCACGGACUCCCCGGACGGCGGCGACACGGACGACAGCGCGGAGUCGCUGGAGACCACCACGCGCGAGCCGCAGCCCUUCUUCGAGGAGCCCGCGGCCGCGGCCAACGUCACCACGCAGCUCGGCAGCCACGUGCAUCUGCACUGCCGCGUGAACGACCUGCGGGAGAAAACGGUCUCGUGGGUGCGCCGGAAAGAGGACCAGCUGCAGCUCAUCACCUUCGGCCGCCACACCUACAGCAGCGACUCGCGCUACCAGCUCGAGUACCUGGCGCCCAACGACUGGCAGCUCCUCAUCCAGUUCGCCAACGAGCGCGACGAGGGCCACUACGAGUGCCAGGUGUCCUCGCACCCGCCGCUCGUCUUCCUCGUGCACCUCACCGUCGUGGUGCCGCGCGUCGAGAUCGUGGACGAGCGCGGCGGCGCCGGCGCCGACAAGUUCUACAAGGCGGGCAGCACGAUCGAGCUCAAGUGCGUGAUCAGCAAGGUGCCGCAGCCCACGACCUACGUCACGUGGAAGCACGGCCAGCGGAUGCUCAACUACGACACCAGCCGCGGCGGCAUCAGCGUCAAGACUGACCUGAAGCCCGGCGGAGCUGUGAGCCGACUCUACAUCGCCAACGCCAAUCGAUACGAUUCCGGCAACUACACCUGCUCACUGGCCGACGUCGCCGCGACCACAGUCACCGUCCACGUGCUCAAUGGUGAGAAUCCUGCCGCGAUGCAACACGGCUGUUCCACAACUUGGCCUCCGCUCGUCUCGACAAUGGUUUUCGCGUUCGCUUCCAAUCUGAUUUUCGUAUAUCGGUGACAGCUAUGGUUGUGCGGGAGCAAUAUUGUGUAAAUUCCUAUUUGCAGUGAAGCAAGAGACCAUUGUAUCAGUGAAUGAAGUCCUCAAGAGUCUCCGUAUGGUGAGAUGUGCACGUCAAAUUCAAGAGACAGCUUAACUCAAAGCUUAAAGUGACUUUGAACUUUAAAUAUUGCGUGGAUAUGAAGGAACUUUGUGGGGGGAAGAAAAAGGAGAUGGAAUAUCAGAUACGUAAACUAGUGAUACGGAGGAAUGUAAAGUUGAUGUUUGAAAGGUAAAUUAACAGUGUGUGUACUAUCUCGAAUUAUCUUGGAGAAUUAAAUGUUGAUAGAGUCAA
Molecule: messenger RNA, 1774 nt
Organism: Phlebotomus argentipes
Lineage: Eukaryota; Metazoa; Arthropoda; Insecta; Diptera; Psychodidae
Product: fibroblast growth factor receptor 3-like
Exons: 6
Coding region: 475-1440 (321 amino acids)
Biological process (GO): synapse organization
Cellular component (GO): neuron projection membrane
Source: RefSeq, a predicted model, not a curated record